Molecule: messenger RNA, 2055 nt
Organism: Saccoglossus kowalevskii
Lineage: Eukaryota; Metazoa; Hemichordata; Enteropneusta; Harrimaniidae
Product: ubiquitin-protein ligase E3B-like
Biological process (GO): protein polyubiquitination; ubiquitin-dependent protein catabolic process
Molecular function (GO): ubiquitin protein ligase activity
Source: RefSeq, a predicted model, not a curated record
AUGGCACUCAUGUUCGAGAAAUUAUGUCGUUAUAUUAUUGCGAGUAUGGAUAAUGGAACAGAUCCAAAGGUAUUGCAUUUACCGCUCAUUGCUGGGAAAUUUACCGAUAAUUUGCUGAGUUUAUUUUUAGUUCAUAUCCUAUCAGUGCCUGCCAUUAUUCAACACUUGUCAAGCAUAGCACCUGAGUGCUUAGCAGUACUACAGACACAUGAAGUAUUUAAAAAAAGUUUAAAUAUGCUUUGUUUGGAACAAAAUACGAAAAUAGUAUUCAACUCUCUGGAAGGAAAUUAUGCACUGUGUCUUCUAGCAAAUUUAAUACAACUUGGAAAUAUUGAUUCAGAGGCACUUACAGCCAAUGUUUCAUCCUUCAACAGAGUGGUCGGUUCCCUUUUAUCAAAAUGCCAAAGUUACGUGGCUCAGAAAAAAUCUAAUAAUACGCACUGGCAUCCAGUGUUUGGUUGGUUUUCACAGACAACUGAUCAUAGAUUACAUGAAGCCAUGCCAUUUGUGGUGAAGCAGCUACAGUUAUUAUGGAAUCCAAGAACUGUCAAAUUAUUAUUUAACGACAUACUCAAGCAUUCAUCGAGAGCUUCCAAUGGAUCUCCAGAAAAAAUGGCGGCCAUGUCAUCUCAUUCCAAGGAUAGCUCAUCUGGUCCUAAAAAUAUAAUAUUGAGAAAAUUACAAAGAUCAAGUUCAAAAUCUAGCUCUAGUAGUCAAAAAGGUUGGAGUAUAACUGCACCUGAAGUGAAAACAACAUGUGGGGUGUGUGAACUGUACCAGACGUCACUGAUGACAUUAACUCAACUCAGAAUGGAUAUUUUAACAGGUUUGAGUUAUCAAGAUGUUCUAUUAUCCAACUUAUGGAAAUUUAUCUGGGAGCUUGGCCCGCAUGGACCGCUGAAAUUGUAUACAGAGUUACUUCUAUCUAAUGAAACGCAACCAGUAUUCUCAGUGCUGAUUCUCUUCUGUGAUUGCGCCAGUCAUCUUAUAACUGUGUUAGAUGACUUGGAGUUAUAUGAACAACAACGACCAUUCCAAGUUGAAGACUUAGUUUGCAUGUCAAAAUUCCUCAACGCUUUUAUCUACCGUAUGAUUUGGGAUCACAACAGCAAAUCUAAACAUGGUGGUUUGUUGAAUUCCACGCAUAAUUUAUUAAUGUUACUUUAUGACAGAGACUGCAGACGAUCAUUUACAUCAGAAAACCAUUGGUUAAUAAAAGAAUUGAAACCCAGUGUCUUUAAUUCUGAAUUAGAAAAGGCCAAGAAAAGAGCACAAGUUGUACUUCAGAAGAUACCACAUGUUGUACCACAUAGAGACCGAGUGAUCCUUUUCCGCAAACAAGUAGCCAAUGAGAAUGCAGCUUUGAGUAUUACAGAGUCGGUGAGUGCAUCACCGGCAUCAACAUUAAUAACUGUACACCGAGCAAGAUUACUUGAGGAUGGAUAUCGACAACUGGCUUUACUUCCAGCACAGGCUUUGAAAGGGGUUAUCAGAGUCAGGUUUGUUAACGAGCAGGGUCUAGAUGAGGCCGGUAUUGAUCAGGAUGGCGUCUUUAAAGAAUUCCUGGAAGAAACCAUUAAGACUGUCUUUAAUCCAUCAUUGAAUCUAUUCAGAAUGACCUGCGGAGAGCAGAGAUUGUACCCCAGUCCCACUUCUUAUAUUCAGGACAACCAUCUACAGUUGUUUGAGUUUGUUGGUAGAAUGUUGGGAAAAGCCGUGUAUGAGGGUAUCGUUGUAGAAGUCCCGUUCGCAUCGUUUUUCUUGAGUCAAGUAUUGGGUCAGCAACACAGUGCUUUGUAUAGUCCCAUCGAUGAGCUGCCGUCGCUCGAUCCAGAACUUUAUAAAAGUCUAACAUUUAUAAAGGACACAGGUGAUACCUUGGGAAGCGUACUUCGCGGUUUCUUCACCAUUCGGAAAAAGGACCCAGUCGGCCGUUUGCCCACCUCAUCAACAUGUUUCAAUUUACUGAAAUUACCGAACUACCAGAAAAAGAGCACGCUUCGAGAAAAGCUUAGAUAUUCGAUCACUAGCAACACUGGGUUCGAACUGUCAUAA